Phyllostomus hastatus (greater spear-nosed bat) is the source of this 443-nucleotide messenger RNA. Its product is annotated as cytochrome c oxidase subunit 7A1, mitochondrial. The transcript has 4 exons. NCBI's taxonomy places the organism in Eukaryota, Metazoa, Chordata, Mammalia, Chiroptera, Phyllostomidae. Gene Ontology annotation, biological process: mitochondrial respirasome assembly; regulation of oxidative phosphorylation; mitochondrial electron transport, cytochrome c to oxygen. The coding region runs from base 137 to 379 and encodes 80 amino acids. The record is from RefSeq and is a predicted model, not a curated record.
ACCCCACACUAGCGAGGGCCAGACAGGGCUGUUAUGUGGCCCGUCCGGGGUGUGGCCAGGGAUCCCGGGAGGGAAGGGCGCUGUACGUCCUUGGGCGGAGAGGGUAGGUGACUCCGGCUGAAGAAGAGGACUCAGAAUGAGGGCCUUGAAGGUUUCCCAGGCAUUGAUUCGCUCCUUCAGUUCAACCGCCCGGAACCGCUUGGAGAACCGAGUGGCCGAGAAACAGAAACUCUUCCAGGCGGACAAUGACCUCCCGGUGCACUUGAAGGGCGGGGGAACCGACAACAUUCUCUACCGACUCACCAUGGCGCUGUGUCUUGGAGGCACCAUCUACAGUCUGUAUUGUCUUGGCUGGGCUUCCUUCCCCCAUAAGAAGUGAGACCAAGAAACCUUCAGGACCUGAAGAGACAUCAAUAAAUGUGCUGGCUUCUUGGGGAACCCAA